Fragaria vesca subsp. vesca is the source of this 747-nucleotide messenger RNA. RefSeq lists its product as uncharacterized. Gene Ontology annotation, biological process: response to osmotic stress. The record is from RefSeq and is a predicted model, not a curated record. The transcript has a single exon. The coding region runs from base 1 to 747 and encodes 248 amino acids. Gene Ontology annotation, cellular component: nucleus. NCBI's taxonomy places the organism in Eukaryota, Viridiplantae, Streptophyta, Magnoliopsida, Rosales, Rosaceae. Gene Ontology annotation, molecular function: calmodulin binding.
AUGGCGGCGUCGGAUAACUUGGCAGCGAUGGAGCCGUGGGUGUACAGGCCGACGACGACGUUCGCGGACUCGUGGAUCUCGGAGGCGUUUACGAGGGACAGUAAGGCGCUGACCAUGGCGCUGCAGAAGUCGUUGUCGGAAAACAAGAGCUCGGACUCUGCGGAUUCCGAGUUCUUGCCGUUUUUCGAUACUUUCCAGGCGGCGACGCCGACCGUUUCGGGGGUGUCGGGGUCGGAUCCGGAGACUUCGGUGGCGGCGCCGACGAAGCGGCAGCGGAACGCGGUUCCGGUUUCCGGGGGAAAGGUGGCGAAACGGAAGUCGCGGGCGUCGAAGCGGACGCAGACGACGUUCAUCACGGCGGACCCGGCGAACUUCCGGCAGAUGGUGCAGCAGGUGACGGGAGUGAGGUUCAGUGGGCAGCAGUUCUCUGGUUCUUCGUUGGGGUCGACGAUUGUGAAGCCGGAGCCGCAGAGACCCGGCAGCGGCGGGGUAGCCGGGGCUCGGUUACCGACGCUUGACACGUCGGCGUUUCUGUUUGACCGGCAUCAGCAGCAGCAGAGGCAGCAGUACCAACAGCAGCAGGUGGUAGGGCCCGCGGUGGCGACGGGAGGAGGAGUGGGGCCAAUGUGUUAUGGGGCCCGGAGGGUUGAGGUGGCUGAGGGUGGUAGCGUCUCUGGCGGGGGAUUGGGGUUUGACUCCUAUUCGAGCUUGAGCUUUCCCACUUUGGAGUCGUGGAAGGUGAUGUAG